Dictyostelium discoideum AX4 is the source of this 171-nucleotide messenger RNA. RefSeq lists its product as hypothetical. The record is from RefSeq and is a predicted model, not a curated record. NCBI's taxonomy places the organism in Eukaryota, Evosea, Eumycetozoa, Dictyosteliales, Dictyosteliaceae. The transcript is spliced from 3 exons. Bases 1 to 171 code for a protein of 56 amino acids.
AUGGUGGUUGAAAUUAAAUUUAAAAAUAAAAAAUUAAAAAUAAAAAUUAAAAAAAAAAAAAAAAAAAUUAAAAAAAAACAAACCCCUACCACACAAUCAAAAUCAGAUAAAAAAAAGCUGUGCAGGAUUUUUUUUCCAUUACCAAAAAUUAAUAAAAAAAAAAAAAUCUAA